AUGCAGAAAAUCUCGUGCCCCCAUUGCACUUUUCUAAACGAGCCCAAUCGUCUGAAGUGCACCAUGUGCUUGCGGUACCUUCGAAAGCGAGAGCGAACGAGUCUAGGCCUCUCUGGCGAUGGCGAAAUAUCAUCCGCGGCCCCUCCCCCUUCCCUUCCCCCUCCAGCCUCCGUUCUGUCCCUCUUCUCCACCGCUAGUGGGAAGGCGAUUCAAAUCAGCGAUGCCGCCCUUCAAAAGGCGAGGGCGAAGUUCGCUUUUUUUGAGCCGGAUCGGAUGCAUGGAGAAGGGGAGGAAGGAGGGGAAAAAGAAACACCAACCGCUCGCGAGAAAGAUGAUGGGAUUGAGGGAAAAAACGCCGAGGGGGCAGCCCUCCCCGACCUCGUGGAGCCCCUCACGCGGGAUUUGCCCCCCUCCCAACCUGAACCCCCCCCCUGA
Messenger RNA from Phytomonas sp. EM1, 435 nucleotides. The record is from the annotation of a GenBank genome assembly. Lineage: Eukaryota; Euglenozoa; Kinetoplastea; Trypanosomatida; Trypanosomatidae.